Archocentrus centrarchus (flier cichlid) is the source of this 2601-nucleotide messenger RNA. RefSeq names its product papilin b, proteoglycan-like sulfated glycoprotein (gene paplnb). Gene Ontology annotation, molecular function: serine-type endopeptidase inhibitor activity; metalloendopeptidase activity. Gene Ontology annotation, cellular component: extracellular matrix. Lineage: Eukaryota; Metazoa; Chordata; Actinopteri; Cichliformes; Cichlidae. The transcript has 14 exons. Bases 398 to 2122 code for a protein of 574 amino acids. The record is from RefSeq and is a predicted model, not a curated record. Gene Ontology annotation, biological process: proteolysis; extracellular matrix organization.
UCAGCCUAAAAUAGAAACAUCAUGACCAUCAUAUCGGAGAGCGAGUGAGGAGGAGGACGAGGAGGAGGACGGGGAGGACAGACCUGCUACACUUUGGCCUCCAUCCAUACUUCACACCUAAUCUAUAUUAUCUUUAGCCUGCAUGUUGACACAUUCCGGAUGCUCUCAGCAAAUAACCACAGAAACAAAAGGAAAAAUAGAAAACCAGUGCUUCUCUUUGUGGUUGAAAUCUGACACUGUGGGCUGUGGUGUCGGUGAGCAGUGAGAGGGUGAUGGGAGAAGAAAUGCUGGGUGUCACUCCUUACUGUCACUGCCGAAGUGCACGUCCCACCGUGUAGCUGGUCACCAAGCUGGGAAUUCACUUCAAUUAGUAGUUCAGCAGUGGCUUCUGGUGAACAUGAACAUCCUGCAAGUCCUGGGGCUCCUACAGCUGCUGGCCGUGCCUGCUUUUACACUGACACGUUCGACCCAUGACUACUGGGGAGAGUUUGGAGCCUUUGGACCCUGCAGCCGCAGCUGUGGCACAGGAGUGGCAGUGAGAACCAGGAAAUGUAUUACUUCAAGGACAGAUGGUGGACAUAACUGCAUAGGAUCCUCCAAAUCAUUCUGCACCUGUAAUACACAUGAAUGCCCAGUCAGCUCGAGGGAUUUCAGGGAGGAGCAGUGUUCCCACUUUGACAGAAUGGACUUUCAUGGAAAACACUACACGUGGUUGCCUUACUAUGGAGCUAAUCCAUGUGAGCUCAACUGUGCCCCACGAGGAGAAGAUUUCUUUUACCGACACAGAUCUGCAGUGGUAGAUGGGACACCAUGCUACGUGGGCCGCACUGAUAUCUGCGUGGAUGGCGCCUGCAGGUCAUUGACCCGUGGAGAGUUUAUGGGCUUGGAUGAAGACACUAACUCAGUCCACUCCUCUGCUCCUGUUGUGGUUGCUCCCCCCCAUCCAAGAGAGACAUUCACCUAUGUCUACAGAACUAGUGGGUAUGGCGAGUGCACUGCCACAUGCAGCGGAGGCGUUCAGUAUCGCAGUGUGGAGUGUACAGUUGAAGACCCAGUGAACCCCCGUGUGGUCGAUGAGUCUUAUUGCAUUUCCCAGCACUUGCAGAGGCCACUGAGUCAGCAGGCCUGCAACAUGCAGCCAUGUGCUGCAGAGUACAGUGUCUCCAGCUUCAGUGUGUGUUCAGUGACCUGCGGGGAAGGACAGCAGACAAGAGAGGUUGUCUGUGUGGGACCGGGAGGUGAACGUCUGCCAGAUCAUGCCUGUAGCGGAUUGGUUCGACCUGCUUCUGUUCAGGCCUGCCGCAGACCUGCCUGUUAUACACGUAUAACCUGGCAUAUGACAGAGUACGGACUGUGCUCGAGAAGCUGUGGUGGUGGCGUGAGGGAGAGGAGAGUUGCUUGUUUUGACACGGAUUUGAACCCAUACCCAGAGGAUCGUUGUGGAUUAGCUAACAAACCAGAUUCUGUGGAGGAAUGCAACACACAGCCCUGCCCUGGAGCACAAAUGGUCCCAAGCACACAAGACCCAAGGCCAGGUAGAAGCACCAUUAGAGGAUAUGUGCCCCAUGUUCCAGAAGAACCUUCAGUUUCAAGGCCAGAUACAAACUCUGUGUCUGACCCUUACCCUCAUGAGGUGAGACCUCACUGUGUGCAGUCACCUUAUGGCUGCUGUCCUGAUGGCCGUACCUCUGUCACUGGGCCUAGGAACCAGGGCUGCUCACAGGAUGACUGUGUCCGCACCAGGUAUGGUUGUUGUUUGGAUGGUGUGACACCGGCUCAAGGAUUUGGACAGGCUGGAUGUCCUGAGUACCAGACUGUGCACCCAUCGCCCACUCCUUCAGCCAUUGGGAAUAUGUGCUCCCUGCCUCGUGAUGAGGGCCCCUGUGAAACUUGGAAGGUCCGGUUCUUCUAUAACCCUGGCACUGCCAAGUGCACUGAGUUCUGGUACGGAGGCUGCCAGGGCAAUGCCAAUAACUUUAUGUCCCUGGAGGCAUGCCAAAGAGAGUGUGGAGGUGUGGUGAGAGGGCCUGUUUACACACCUCCAAGAGAAACUCCAAGAGAAACUCCUAGAGAAACUCCAAGGAGAGCGACACUCAGGGACCUUCUGAGAGCAAGGCCAUAGCCCGACACACCACUGAUAUCUCCAGUACAGGGGAUAGCUAAUGUGCCCACUCAUGUCACCAAUUUGAAGCAAAUCAAGUGAUUUUGGUACACACAUGUAGUCUAUAGUGUACACAAAAAAUGAAAAAGAAAAACUAGCCACAUUCUGUGUAUCUGACUUGUAUAAUCAUCACAACAUUUCUAGCUCUUGGUUCGGAUUUCAUGGUCUUUUUUGUCUUUGGAUGUUUUUGUGAUCUUCACUAUAUCCAUUUGUUUUUUUGCCUUGUGGGUCAGGAUUGAAACCAAAAUAAUAUCAGUGUGCUUACCCAAGUUAAAUCAUAUACCCAAUUAAUAAAUUUUCAGCUAUGAUGGAAUCUUGAAAAAAAAAAUUGUGAUUUAUCUGCAUCUUCAUCUCUUGCAGGGCGCAGUGUUAUGACAUGUGAUUGACAAGCCAUUACACAAUACCAGGGAUAUUUCUCUUGUUAGGCGAAUGUGUAGCUA